AUGUUAUUUAAUUUAUCCAAAUAUGUGUUAUUCUUUUUUAUUUUUGUAGAAGCCUGAUUUCUUAGUAUUGACACUUAUCUGUAAUAUUAAUUAAAACACAAGAUCCAAUUAAUUUUAAAUAAUAUGGAAAAUAUGAAUAAUCAAAUAAUAAAAUUCUGUUAAUAUGCUAAAAGGCGAAUUAUUGGAAAUAUUUAUAAGUAUUAGGUUUCAAUUUCAAACACCCUUUAUCACCAAUAUAAUUUUUGGGAUUUAUCACAUUUAUUAAUAAACGGUUGGGACAAAUUCCACCAACUUCAUUUACUAAUGUGGAAUAUUGAAUUUCUCAGGCUACAUUCACACUUUAUAACAACACUCAAACACAUCAAUAAUUAAAUUCGAUUCUACAAAAAAUGAUUGACCUAAAUUUUCUAUGGCCAGGCCGUGAGAAUGCAAGUGAUGUCGUAAAGUACGCUACAAGUAUCGGAUGGUCGACCAUAGGAUUUAACGUUUACUUUACAGCAAAUGACCAAGGUGUGAAUCAAGUCAAAUUUGUUGGCGACCUUGAGAAAAAUAAAAGAAAUUUAGGAAAUGAUUACUUCGGACCUCUUCUAUGUAAUCAAAUAUUUCCCUUAAUUUCUAACACUUCAGGUGAGUCCGGAUUGUUUUUGGGGAACAAUUUUGUUCGUAGAAUAACUGUACUUCUUAUGGACAACUUUAAACCAAAUUCUCUUCUGAAAUUUGAGCUUUCUAACGAGUUUGAGAUCUUUAGUGUCAUUCCUACCAGCAAACGAUCGUUUCAGGCUGCCUGCCAGAAUCUAAACUGCGACCUAAUAAAUUUGAACGUUUAUUGCUAUUAUUCACCAUUUAAAUUGAAACGUGGUUUUAUAAACUCCGCUUUAGAAAGGGGAUGCUAUUUCGAGGUUUCAAUUUCUGACGAAAUGGUUAAAAAUCUAGAUUUGGAAAAGAUUGUUGGUACAAACCUUAUAGAGCCGAUCAACCUGGCAUUCCAAAGGAACUUACCUGGGUUGUUAAAAUACAUACCAACGUCAAAAUUGGUGAUAUCAUCGGGAACGAGUGUCGCAACUAACCUAUCCGACCCGGAAUCAUUUCUUGGGGCUUGCAAUGAACUGUUCCGAGGAUUUUCUGGCAAAAAUUUGAAUUUAAAAUCCUGUUUAACAAAAGUCCCUAACGAUUGCAUUGUAAAAGGGGCAGCUAGAUUGACUUUUGGAACAGGAGUUGUAUCAUAUAAAGAGGGAAAUAACCUGGGAAAAACAUUUAAAUAA
Molecule: messenger RNA, 1262 nt
Organism: Theileria parva strain Muguga
Lineage: Eukaryota; Apicomplexa; Aconoidasida; Piroplasmida; Theileriidae
Product: RNase P subunit p30 family protein
Exons: 1
Coding region: 390-1262 (290 amino acids)
Biological process (GO): tRNA processing
Cellular component (GO): nucleolar ribonuclease P complex
Molecular function (GO): RNA binding
Source: RefSeq, a predicted model, not a curated record